CUGGUCUAGAUCGCCUGAUAGGUCAGUUGGAUGGGGAGUAUCUGGCCAAUUUCUGUAGCAUCCUGGCUGUCACCAUCUCAGACCUUGAUGUCUAUGAAAACAAGUCUCUGUUGUAUGAACAAAGUAAACUUCGCAGUAACAUCAAAUGUCUCUCCCCAUUACGAGAUAUAAACCAGGAAUUUGUUCUUAGCAUCCCAGAAUUUCUUCCCAGACUAGUGAAUUUUGCCACAAAUCUUCCAUAUGAACCACGAUAUGAGGGGAUUACCAUGGAAGUUGAUCACUGGAUAAGGUUAAUAGAAGACUCAAUGUCUGAUGUCCUGAAUGAACACAACCCUCUCAUUGUCACAG
This is a messenger RNA of Penaeus monodon (black tiger shrimp), 348 nucleotides long. Its product is annotated as short transient receptor potential channel 4-associated protein-like. The record is from RefSeq and is a predicted model, not a curated record. Gene Ontology annotation, molecular function: phosphatase binding. Gene Ontology annotation, biological process: ubiquitin-dependent protein catabolic process. NCBI's taxonomy places the organism in Eukaryota, Metazoa, Arthropoda, Malacostraca, Decapoda, Penaeidae. Gene Ontology annotation, cellular component: Cul4A-RING E3 ubiquitin ligase complex.